UUCUAUAAAAAGGAAUAAACUUAUCCAAAAUUUACAACAUAAUUCAACUUUUGGAUUCGACAUCGGAACCCUAGCGAGAAAGAAAGCGAUGGCGUCUCUGAUCUCUCUCAAAGCCUCCGACGACGUCGUUUUUGAAGUCGAACCUGCAUUGGUGAAGAACAUGAAAACUGUGCAAGCAAUCGUCGAUGCAGACGACGCUAAGCUCAGCGUCAUUCCCCUUCCCAAUGUUUCCAGUAGUCACAUCACGAUGAUCAUCGACUACCACCGUCUCUCUGACGCCGGGAAAGUGAAGGAAUUCUCCGUCGAGAAACUGGAUAACGAAGAGUUGAAGGAUUUUCUCCUUGCAGUGCAUUAUCUGAACAUGGAAUCGCUUUUCGAGUUCCUUACUCAGGCGGUUGCUGAUCGGAUCGAGAACAGGAGCGUUCGUUACGUACGGGAGUAUUUUGGUAUCGAAAAUGAUUUGACGCCGGAGGAAGAGAAGGCUAUCCGUGAAAAGAAUGCCUGGAGUUUUAAAGGCGCGGGUAUUGAACCUGAGGAGUGAAGCAGAUUUGUUGAAUUUCAAUUUCUGUUGUAGAAAUUACUAACUAAACCCUAAAAAUAUAGAUUUUCAAUUUAGGUUUUAUUUUCUUUUCUUUUGGGGAAGUAUAUCAAAAUUUGGGAUGUUUUUUAAUGGCUUAUCAAUUUGGAAUGUGAAUCUUUAAUUUGAUUAUGGAAGUAUUUAUUUUAUUUUGUUCAA
This is a messenger RNA of Lathyrus oleraceus (garden pea), 736 nucleotides long. Its product is annotated as SKP1-like protein 14. The transcript has a single exon. The record is from RefSeq and is a predicted model, not a curated record. Gene Ontology annotation, biological process: ubiquitin-dependent protein catabolic process. Lineage: Eukaryota; Viridiplantae; Streptophyta; Magnoliopsida; Fabales; Fabaceae. Bases 89 to 541 code for a protein of 150 amino acids.